Messenger RNA from Durio zibethinus, 2077 nucleotides. RefSeq names its product T-complex protein 1 subunit beta. Gene Ontology annotation, cellular component: cytosol; chaperonin-containing T-complex. The record is from RefSeq and is a predicted model, not a curated record. Lineage: Eukaryota; Viridiplantae; Streptophyta; Magnoliopsida; Malvales; Malvaceae. Gene Ontology annotation, biological process: protein folding. Gene Ontology annotation, molecular function: ATP-dependent protein folding chaperone; ATP hydrolysis activity; ATP binding.
CAAGCUUAUUGAGCCUCUCAAGGAUUCUCUAAUCAUAUACUCCCACAUUUCAUCGUUCACCAACCGAUACAUUUUAGUCAAAACAGUCAAUCAAUCCUGCGGACACAAAAAUCCAGAAUUCAAUACCCUUGUCUAACAUUUUUCUUUUUUAAGUAUCACUCCGUUUAUAGUAGAGCAACGCAGAUCCCUGAGACAAACCAAAACUCUGCUUCUAUUUCCCGUUCUCGGCGGGAUCCAAUCUCACUUUCUCUACAUUUCGCGAAAGAUCAGGGUUUUAUUUGAGCACCAAGGCUCGAGUUACUCUCGUCCACGUUAUUUUCCAUGGCGAUUGAGAAAAUUCUUAAAGAUGAUGCUAGUGAAGAGAAGGGGGAGCGUGCCAGAAUGGCAUCGUUUGUUGGGGCAAUUGCAAUUACUGACUUGGUUAAGACGACCCUUGGGCCAAAGGGAAUGGAUAAAAUUUUACAGUCAACAGGCAGAGGACGAGAAGUCACUGUUACAAAUGAUGGAGCUACCAUCUUAAAAUCCCUGCAUAUUGACAACCCGGCUGCAAAAGUCUUAAUUGACAUCUCAAAAGUUCAAGAUGAUGAAGUUGGUGAUGGGACAACUUCUGUUGUUGUUUUGGCUGGAGAGCUUUUAAGGGAGGCAGAAAAGCUAGUGGCAGCCAAGAUUCACCCCAUGACAAUAAUAUCAGGUUAUCGAAUGGCGGCCGAAUGUGCUCGUAAUGCUUUGUUGCAGAGGGUCGUGGAUAACAAAGAGAAUGAAGAGAAAUUCAAGGCAGACUUGAUGAAAAUUGCAAUGACCACUUUGAGUUCCAAAAUUCUCUCUCAGGAUAAGGAGCAUUUUGCACAACUAGCUGUGGAUGCUGUUCUGAGGUUAAAGGGAAGCACAAAUUUAGAGGCGAUCCAAAUUAUCAAGAAGCCUGGAGGAUCUUUGAAAGAUUCUUUCUUAGAUGAAGGAUUCAUUCUUGACAAGAAAAUAGGGCUUGGACAACCCAAACGAAUAGAGAAUGCUAAGAUCUUGGUGGCUAAUACUGCAAUGGAUACAGAUAAAGUGAAGAUAUAUGGUGCACGUGUUCGUGUUGAUUCAAUGUCUAAGGUUGCCGAAAUUGAAGGGGCUGAGAAGGAAAAGAUGAGAGAAAAGGUGCAAAAGAUCAUAGCACAUGGGAUUAACUGCUUUGUUAACAGGCAGUUGAUUUACAAUUUCCCUGAAGAGCUCUUCGCAGAUGCAGGCAUACUUGCUAUUGAGCAUGCUGAUUUUGAUGGGAUAGAGCGUCUGGCUUUGGUAACAGGUGGUGAAAUCGCUUCAACCUUUGACAACCCAGAGUCAGUUAAGCUUGGACAUUGCAAGCUUAUUGAAGAAAUUAUGAUUGGUGAGGACAAGUUGAUCCACUUUUCUGGUGUUGAAAUGGGUCAGGCUUGUACUAUUGUGUUGAGAGGGGCAAGCCAUCAUGUGCUGGAUGAAGCUGAAAGGUCUCUGCAUGAUGCCUUGUGCGUGCUGUCUCAGACAGUGAAUGAUACUAGGAUAUUGCUUGGAGGUGGAUGGCCUGAGAUGGUAAUGGCAAAGGAAGUGGAUGAACUGGCACGGAAGACUCCUGGGAAGAAGUCUCAUGCCAUUGAAGCUUUCUCGCGGGCACUUGUGGCCAUCCCAACAAUUAUUGCUGACAAUGCUGGUCUUGACAGUGCAGACUUGGUAGCUCAGCUUCGUGCGGAGCACCAUCAGGAGGGAUGCAAUGCAGGGAUUGAUGUCAUCUCUGGAUCUGUAGGAGAUAUGGCUGAGCUAGGAAUCUCUGAAUCCUUCAAAGUCAAGCAAGCUGUAUUGCUCUCUGCAACUGAGGCUGCUGAGAUGAUUCUUAGAGUUGACGAAAUCAUUACAUGUGCUCCAAGGAAGAGAGAAGACAGAAUGUGAAGAAAUUCACACGUUUGCUGUAAUGGAUAGCUAUCUUGGCAUUUGCUUCUUGAACUGAAUUAUUGAACUGAAGUUUUGUGGCUUGUUUCAGUUUUGACUGAAUGAAAGCGACGUUCACUCUUCUGAAAAAACUGAAACUCACAUCUUUCUGAUUCGGCAAUCGAAUUAUUAA